Molecule: messenger RNA, 5151 nt
Organism: Trichophyton benhamiae CBS 112371
Lineage: Eukaryota; Fungi; Ascomycota; Eurotiomycetes; Onygenales; Arthrodermataceae
Exons: 12
Coding region: 1-5151 (1716 amino acids)
Biological process (GO): carbohydrate metabolic process
Molecular function (GO): chitin binding; hydrolase activity, hydrolyzing O-glycosyl compounds
Source: RefSeq, a predicted model, not a curated record
AUGCAAGUGAGAAAUAUAUUUGAUACUGACAUGAAGAUAGGAGCAUGUUGUUCCAAGAAAACAGGGUACUGUAACUAUGGUCCAGAAGCGUGUGGUACCAAUAAUGUAAGCCCCAAUGAAGUAUGCUGGUCCAACUGCGAUGCCAAAGCCGAGUGUGGUAGAUUUGCCGAUCCGCCAGGUAAAAAAUGUCCUUUGAAUGUAUGCUGCAGCGAGUAUGGAUUCUGCGGGUUCACCAAGGAUUUCUGUGAGAAAAAGAGCGGGAAGAACAAGGGUUGUCAAUCGAAUUGUGACCAGCCUCGUCCUAGUGGAAAAUCAGGAGAACAAAAGGUGGUCGUUGGCUAUUAUGAAGCGUGGAGACAUGAUGUCCUCUGUCAAGGAAUGGGCUUAAAAGAUAUCCCGGUCAAUUCGCUCACCCAUCUUUUCUUCUCAUUUGGGUAUAUCACUCCUGGAGAGUUCAAAAUCACAGGGAUGGAUGGUCUACCUUAUAGGUUGUUCGCCGACUUUACAGCUUUGAAAAGGAAAAAUCCAGGUUUGAAAACAGUCAUCGCUCUCGGCGGCUGGACCUUCAAUGAUCCAGGCCCAUCACAGAAGGUGUAUAGCGAUAUGGUUAGCUCCAAGGUGAACCGUUCCAAGUUCAUCCAGAACCUUUUUGCGUUCAUGCGACAAUAUGCCUUCGACGGUGUUGACUUUGACUGGGAAUAUCCCGGCGCUGCUGAUCGCGGUGGCAUCCCGAGCGACGGGAAAAAUUUUGUGAAACUCCUUAAAGAGCUGGAUGAGGAGAACAAAAAACAGCCCUUCCAUUACUCUGUAUCUUUCACUGCUCCCAGCAGUUACUGGUACUUGCGGCACUUUGACCUUGAGGCCGUUAAUCAUGUUGAUUUCGUAAACAUGAUGACUUAUGAUUUGCAUGGUGUAUGGGACAGUGACAACCCGAUAGGAAGUCAUAUAUAUGGCCACUCGAAUAUCACAGAGAUGACCCAGGCUCUGGAUCUUCUCUGGCGCAACAAUGUUCCCGCAAACAAAGUCAAUAUGGGUCUCGGCUUUUAUGGACGCAGUUUCCAGCUUCAGGAUCCAUCAUGCGACAAGCCAGGGUGUCCUUUCAAAGGAGGGGCCGCAGCAGGUGCUUGUAGUGGCGCGUCUGGUAUCCUCACUUACCGUGAGAUAAUGAGCAUGGUCAAAAAGGAGAACCAAAGGAGGAGCAUGGCCAAGGAGGACGCAAUUAAGCCGUUUCAUGAUAAAGAAGCUGGCGUCAAGUACGUCACCUUUGGCCAUGAUCAAUGGGUAUCCUUCGACGACAAGGAAACGUUCAAACAAAAGAAAGAAUUUGCGGCAGAACUUGGGUUGGGGGGUUAUUUGAUAUGGGCGAUUGAUCAGGACGACGACCAGCGUAGCGCGCUUCAAGCCGUCCUUUCACCAAAAGCUCUGGAUACGUUCAAGCAUUCAGCCAAAGAUGCAUCGUAUUAUGAGGACGCUCAUAUUCCGAGCUGCUACACGACAGGGUGCGAUGGCAACUGUAAAGCAGGAUUUAUCAAAAUUACAGAUCAGAAGUGUGGCGAAGGUGAUAAAAAGAGUAAGAUCUGCUGUCCCUUAUCCGGUGCUCCUGACCCUGCAGACUGUACCUGGCGUGGAACGGCACCAUUCUGCAACGGCCACUGCCAUGAAAAUGAAGUCACCCUUCAGUUGAACAAAUGGGGUGACGGAAAGGUGUGUGUGGAUGGUAACAAGGCAUUCUGUUGCAAAAGCUCCCUUGCCAAGGACAACACAUGCUACUGGCAGACUGAUGAUUGUCAACGUGGAGACCAGCCCUUGACAUUUUCUGGCAAAUGGCUGUCCUUCGACAUAGAGAUCGAAGAGAAGGUCAAGGAGGUGACGGGAAAGAAUCAACCCAUCGACCAGGUAUCAGGGGAUAAGUUGAAAGAGGUCCUAAAAGGGCUUGACAUAUCGAAUUUACGAUUCUACUGCUGUCCCGAGAAAGAACUCGAGACUUGGAGAAAUUGUGCCUGGCAUGGCAAAAGAGAUAGCUGCUUUGACAACCAUUGUGACGUGCUUUCUGGUGUUCAACUCACCUCAGAUAGCGGAGGGGGUGGUGGCUCAUGUGGCAUUAGGUUGGAGCGGGAACGUGUUUUCUGCUGCGAUCCCAAGGAAGGCGAACAUCUAUUCUUGCCAGUUCCACUAGAGAACCUUUUCGAACAUCCUCCAACGGGUGACAAUGUUAAAACCGACUUUGAUCUUAAUCUGGACGAUGAGGACAGUAACCCAGGCUCUACAGCUUUUCAAUUCGUUGUGAUGACUUCCCCUGACGAGAUCCAGACGUCCCUCGAUAGGCGUGAUGGUUCACACUGGGAGGUAUUCGGCUGCAAUGACGCUGUCACGGAGGGCGAGCACACUGUCCAGAUGGUAUGUACCGAUUUUUCGGAAAAUAGCAACUGCCACAAGAUAAACCUUGGUAAGGGAGUACCCGGAACGAUUUUGCAAAUGCCAAAAGGCUGUGGCCCUGGUAAGUACGCCGUUGCCAUAUCAAUGGAACCUGCUAAACAUCAGUUGAUACCCCGUCAUUUGGCGAGCCGUGUACCAUCAAAGGGUGUUGUUUACGACUUAAAAUUUGACUAUGAUUUCUCUCGAGUUCCUCGUGGCAUGGGAAAUACACAGAUGCGAGUAGACUUCAGCAACCAGGAUAACUACUGGGAUGAAGUUGUGGCUGCAUCGCCAUCUAAGAAGAGGAAAAGGUCUCUCGAUGACGUCGGAGGCGAUCAUUUGAAAUGGCUGGAAGACGAAUUUAGAGAUGACUAUCACUUUGGGGGGCUUAACAGACGGGACCUUCAUGAGAGAUGGUUUGGCUCUUCUGUCAUCGAGUGGUUAAAAAAGAUGGUCACACCUGAAAUCAAGCGUGACUACACUCACAGUAUUGAUGAGACUGUCACCGCAAUAAUAGUUGAUGAAAACUGGGAUUGCAAGAGGAAUGGUAUCAAGUACGAUGGCCAUGUUACUGCUAAAGCUCUCACUAACAUGAAAAUUUCCACGACCUUCGGCUUUACAUUGAUUGUUCCCAGCUUGCUCCCACCCCUUGACCUCACCAAAUCAUAUCUCACUUUUUACAACAAAGGAGAAAUCACCGCCACUCUCACCAUUGAUGCUAUAGCUCGUUUCACGUAUAGCAAACACAAAACAAUCCUGACUCUUCCUUUCCCCGGAGCAACGUUUCGUAUUCCUGGGAUAGUGACUAUCGGGCCGCAAGUGCAUAUAUCCGGGUCUAUAGAUGCCCAGGCUACCUUAGCCGCCAAAUUUGAGACUAAGGUUGAUAUUGCAAAAUGGGAGAUCCGACAGACGCUCCCAUCUGAUGGCUCGGAGAAGUACAAUCCACAGGAUAUUGCAAAAGGUCAUCCAGACUUAAGCAAAUCAGGAGAUUUUACUGGCAUCCAGAGGCCAGAGUUUUACGCGGGAGUUGAGGCAGCGGGAGAUAUUGUUGCUAAACUUAAUGCUGCAGCAGAAUUUGGUGUAAGAUUUGAUGACGGCUGGGGCAUUGGAGGUGCCACAGCCGGUGUCGUGGGUGAAGGUCGUGUCAUGGUCAAGAUAGCCACCGGCAUUAGCACCACGGCUGAAUGCCCGUUUACUUACGGCAUGCAACUCGGCACUUAUCUAUAUGCCAAAGCUGACGCACGUAUAUUCAAGUGGCCUGAAACCAAGUACGAAAUUGCCAGUUGGGAUAAGGACAUUAUCAAGGGUGGAGAGUGUCCAAAUCUCGGUAUUGGAUCGGUUGGCGAGAGGAGCCUGUCACUCGGUUCGCCUUGGGCGAUUAAGAAUAAUAUCACCUCUAAACAGAGUCACAUUCCCCAGGGACGCUCUUUGAGCGCCACUGGACAUGGCUUACAGAAGCGCGCCGCUGUCUAUGGGCCGGCCUUUAAAAUUCCUAUCGGUGACCUAUUUUGUCCUACUGAUGGUGCCAAUCUCAAAAAUGUUACCUGUGGAGUGUUUGAUGGCGAUGGCAAAGAAUACAUGCAGGAUGCAGCUGGAAAUGACGAAUCAAGGGGCAUCACGCGUCGUCAUGGCCAGCUGGCUAAACGAGGCCUCAAAACUUCAAGACUUUGCUAUCAUCAUACAUGGUCGAAUGAGCUUAUUGACGAUCUUUAUAUGCAACGUACAUAUCCUGCUGGUGGUAAAUUGAAGAAAUCUCCUACGUACGGUUUCACUAGUCCUGACUGUGAAGACUGUAAAUUUGGUACCCCUCUACCUGCGCGUUACCCUGCUAACAAAAGCCCAACUAUACAAUAUGAUACCGAACACGCUCUCGAAUUCCAGCUUCCCGGACUGUUUCUGCUCAAGUUGAACUCGUCAAAAGGAGAAAUAUUUGAUCAUCCCGAUCCUUAUCAGAAAGAAGCAGACGGAAAGCGCAAAAAGAUCCACUUCUGUGAAUACGUGAAACUUUUAUGGCCAGACCCUCUCACUAUUGACGGCGUAAUGGCCAGUGCAGGCAAGCACAUUGCAGACACCUACCCGGCACCUAAAUUUAAAAAGGAAGAAUUCGUUGUCCUAGAGCAUACUGUCAAUGUCCCAGCCAAAGCAAAGGCUUGGGGCUCUGAUGAGGUUAUUAUCGGAGACUCUCAAAUGGAAACUUGGGUUGAAAACAUGCCUGGCGAGGCUAUCAAAAACAUACGUGCAGGCCUUGGGUCUGUUAUCUAUCACCAAGUCCCAUUAGUCGCCCAAAUACUAAAGGCUCAAAAAGAACGUGUUGGAGCCAUCCUUGGAAAGCUUGAUAACGAGCUGAGCAACCGCCAGCGAACUGUGACUUAUACGACAACCCCAGUGUCUACUAUAACGAGUUCAUCGACAACAAUUACAACUACAGAGACUCCAACGCCGGUUACCGCGACAUACGAUGCCUGGAAAACCCAAGGACUAGAGUCUCAGUGGGACACAUUCAUGAAUUCCAAAUACGUUGAUGCUCAUAGCAAAACGAUGAAGUUGAUCAACAAUGGUAUCGGAAAGCUUAAAACCAAGUACCUUGACCCACAGUACAUUAUGGCUGCACAAGACAAGCCUGGCGAUACACCUCAGGUUGCUGAUGAGAAGAAGAUGAUGCGGAAGACCAUAGAAGAGAUCCGAAGCCUUGAGACUGCUGCCUCGAACUUGCCCAAUUGGCCAAAUCCCUUCUAG